UGAAGGAAGAAGAAGAAGAAAAGGAAGAAGGCUUCAUCCUGCUGCGGAGAGUCUGCAACGCAUCAUAGCUACGUGCUCUCCAAGGGUCAGCACAAUGGAGUCCCUUUUCCACACUAACUUACAGAAGGAGCUCUUCUGUGCGCUUUGCAGCGCUCUGCUCCUCCUCACCACGGUCACAUCUGCAGAAGAAGUGAAAAACUCCCAGUGUCACAACUACGCGGGAGGACACGUCUAUCCUGGAGAGGCUUCCCGUGUGCCCGUAUCAGACCAUUCCCUGCACCUCAGCAAAGCCAAGAUCUCAAAGCCUGCACCACACUGGGAAGGAACGGCUGUCAUCAACAGUGAAUUCAAGGAGCUGAAGUUGUCAGACUACAGAGGCAAAUAUCUUGUUUUCUUCUUCUAUCCCCUGGACUUCACAUUUGUCUGCCCUACUGAGAUCAUUGCGUUCAGCGAUCGUGUGCAUGAGUUCCGUGCCAUCAAUACGGAGGUCGUCGCCUGCUCAGUGGACUCUCAGUUCACCCACUUGGCCUGGAUCAACACCCCCAGGAAGCAGGGUGGACUUGGACAAAUGAAAAUCCCUCUGUUGUCUGACGUCACUCACCAGAUUUCAAAAGACUAUGGAGUCUACCUGGAGGACCAGGGACACACAUUAAGAGGUCUCUUCAUCAUUGAUGACAAAGGCGUCCUGAGGCAGAUCACCAUGAAUGAUCUCCCUGUGGGACGAUCUGUGGAUGAGACGCUUCGGCUGGUCCAGGCCUUCCAGUACACAGAUAAGCACGGAGAAGUGUGUCCAGCAGGAUGGAAACCAGGCAGUGACACAAUCAUUCCCGACCCUUCAGGAAAGCUGAAGUAUUUUGAUAAACUGAACUGAUGAUCUGUGUUUCUGUUUUCCCACUCUGUGAAAUCCAGCGCUUACAGAAAGUUCAAAUAAAAUGUGUUUUCAUAAA
This is a messenger RNA of Mugil cephalus (flathead mullet), 947 nucleotides long. RefSeq names its product peroxiredoxin 4 (gene prdx4). The record is from RefSeq and is a predicted model, not a curated record. The coding region runs from base 95 to 871 and encodes 258 amino acids. NCBI's taxonomy places the organism in Eukaryota, Metazoa, Chordata, Actinopteri, Mugiliformes, Mugilidae. The transcript has 7 exons. Gene Ontology annotation, molecular function: thioredoxin peroxidase activity. Gene Ontology annotation, biological process: cellular response to stress; cell redox homeostasis; hydrogen peroxide catabolic process. Gene Ontology annotation, cellular component: endoplasmic reticulum; cytosol.